AAUGACGACCUCCUCUACAAGCAUGGCAACUACGAAAAGGAAAUUGGCAGAUUUGAGCGUGGAUGAAUUCAUGUCUGGUGACUUUGACAGCGAUGACUCGUCGUCUUUAGAGCCAAUGCCUGUUCCUGAUAUUAAAGGAAAGAAGAACAAGAAGAAAAAGAAAGCAAAGACCCCGACAGAAAAUACUGCCAGUGUUAAGAAACAGGAGAAACCCUCUGAGAAGAGCAUGAAAACUGUAACUCCGAAAAGUAGUGCUCCCAAGUCUGCAAAAUCCAAACAGAGUCUGGCCGAAAAGCUCAAGGAAGCAGAUCCAGAGUUUUAUAAGUUUCUUGAAACUGAGGACAAGAAGUUGCUGGAGUUCGAUGAGGAUGUUGAUGAUGAAGAUGAUGAGGAUGACGACGCAGAUUUAGAGGAGGAUGAUAGUGAAGAGGAUGAUGAUGGGAAGGAUCUGGAGAAAGUACUUCUCGCGCAGUCGAGCGAGGAAAGUUCCGACGAUGAUGAAGAAGAGGGUGGCGGAAAGUUUCACAAACUUCCUGAUAAACUUGAGGUUGCCAGUGACGACAGCGACGCUGAGGAUGACGAGGAGGAAGUGAAGGUCAGCGGUGAUAAACAGACUAAGGUCACGAUGAAGAUGGUGAAGAAAUGGUCCGAUUCAAUUGAGUCAAGCCCAAACAUUGCAGUUUUGCGAGAAGCUAUCUCGGCCUUCAAAGCUGCAGUAAAGAAAGCCAGUGAGAAGCAAGGGGAGACAAUCAAGUACAAGGUCGUAGGAAGCACUGUGUUCAACGGCGUCGUUCGUCUGUGUCUGAUGGAGGUGGUCCCAGCACUGCAGAGCAUCCUCAAAGUUCCCGACCUGACUCAACAGCAGACGCCAUUCUCGGCCCAGAACGCCAAGUGGAAGAAGCUCCGUGUUGACAUGAAGAGCUACAUGACCGACCUGCUCACUCUGUUGUCUGCCCUCUCGGAUGCCGCCAUGUUGAAUGUGAUCCUGAAACACAUCCACAAGCUUGUCUCCAUGUACGCCACAUUCCCCAAAGUGGCCCGGCUAUUGCUGAAGAAAAUGAUCCUGUUGUGGAGUACAGGGGAGGAGACGACGAGGGUGUUGGCGUUCCUGUGCAUCAAUAAGCUGGUGCGGAUGUUGCAGGAUGCCAUGCUGGAGCCGUGCAUGAAGCAAAUGUACAUGGCAUAUGUGAAGAACGUGAAGUUUACAUCCCCGACAACGUUGCCGCUGAUCAACUUCAUGCAGCGCUCCCUGGUGGAGAUUUUCCUGCUUGACUCUGUGCUCGCCUACCAGUACGCCUUCAUCUACAUUCGUCAGCUCGCCAUACAUCUCCGUAACGCCAUCACCGUCAAGAAGAAGGAUACGUGUCAGGCGGUGUAUAACUGGCAGUUUGUCCACUGUGUGGAGCUGUGGGCGUGUCUACUCGGCGCCUCCCAGUCUGACGAUGUCCUCCACCCACUCAUCUACCCGCUCACCCAGACCAUCAUCGGCACCAUCAAACUGCUCCCCUCACCGAGAUAUUUCCCGCUGCGGUUCCACUGUGUACGAUGUCUGAACACGCUGAGUAAAUCUACCGGAACCUUCAUCCCUGUCUUGCCUUUCCUGCUGGAGGUGUUUGAGCUGACUGAUUUCAACAAAAAGCACAAGUCUGUCAGUUUUAAGCCAUUCAACUUUGCCUGCAUCCUCAAGUUCUCUAAGAAGCAACAGGAAGAGAAGGUUUUCAAGGAUGGGCUUGUGGACCAGCUGUACGAGCUACUACUGGAACAAUUCAACAAUCAUGCUAGCUCCAUCGGCUUCCCUGAACUCGUGCUGCCCGCCAUGUUGCAGCUGAAGGACUUUUUAAAGAAAUGUAAGAUCGCCAACUACUGCAAGCAGAUUCGUCAGAUCGUGGACAAGGUGGAAGAUAACGUCAAGUUCAUCACACAGCGCAGGAAGGCUGUAACCUUUGCUAUUAGCGACUCCAAGGCUGUGGAAGCCUGGGAGCGACAGUGUUCAGCAGCAGGUGCCCCUCUGACUAAGUACUACACCGGCUGGAGGAAGCUCCGUGACCGGGAGCUACAGCACGAGAUCGCUGGAAAGGACAGGAUAAGCUUGGACGACAACAUCCCGACCAUUGAGAGGCCAAAGGUCAUCCCUAAAGCCACAGCAGAAGAUCGGAAGGAAUUCUCGGAGCUGUUUGAUUCUGACAGCGAUGAGUCCGACGAUGAUGAAACCAGGUUUCUGCCCCGCAAGGAACGCCCUGCCAAGAAACAGAAGACAUCCCCAGGAGACUCUGAGGACAGUCAGGAUUACAGUGAUUUUGACAGUGAUGAGUUGGAACAGCUAGCUCAGUCAGCCAGUGAUGACGAUGACGAUGAUGAUGAUGAUGACGAUGAGGAGGAGGAGGAGAAACCUCAGCCAGCACGAGGCAAGCAGAAGAAGGUGCCAAGCAAGCAGCAGAAGCAGACGGCAAAACCCGUGCAAAUGGAGGAUGACAGUGACCUUGACCUUGAUGAUGUCGUAGAAGAUUUUGAAAUGUCAGAUUCCGAUUGAUAUGUAAAGCUCUGAAUGUGGGAGAGAUGAUAGAUGCUGUUAUGUUUCUUCAUCUCUAUAUAUGUGUCAGUGCAGAUUAAAUUUCUUUCCUCUUGUUUUAGAACUUUAUCAAAAUCUUGUUUGUUAGUCUACAAAAUAAUAUCGGAUUGGAUUCUUUUGAGCAAAACUUUUUAGAAUGUUUUUUUAGCGUUUUUUUUAACGUUAUUGUUUUGAGAGAAGGUCAUUAGCUCUUUAACAUUGCCUCUUUUAGUCUCUACAACAUUUUAAUAAUCAUUGCAAUAGGUCAAAUAUUAUUCCAAAGAAUUUGUUAAGAAUUAUAGAUAUAGAUGAAGCAGAAAGAUUGUAUGAAACCCACAUAUGCUUGGAAAUAUUUAUCAAGAAUGAAAUAAAGGUCAUUAAGAUGAAA
Molecule: messenger RNA, 2936 nt
Organism: Haliotis rufescens (red abalone)
Lineage: Eukaryota; Metazoa; Mollusca; Gastropoda; Lepetellida; Haliotidae
Product: nucleolar complex protein 2 homolog
Exons: 18
Coding region: 2-2530 (842 amino acids)
Biological process (GO): ribosomal large subunit biogenesis; negative regulation of transcription by RNA polymerase II
Cellular component (GO): nucleolus; Noc2p-Noc3p complex; nucleoplasm
Molecular function (GO): transcription corepressor activity; histone binding
Source: RefSeq, a predicted model, not a curated record